GGAAACGGUCGUUAUUUUAUUCCAGUACCAUAUUACCAAAAAAAAAAAAAAAUAAUAAAUUUUUUCUUGUUCAAAAGCACCUUUUAAAAAAUCACAUAAAAUCGGUUUAAAGUUUUCUAAAUAAAAAAUAGUUUUCAAUUGUUGUAUCUAAAACAAUAAAACGGCUAACGACAUGUAUUCCAAAUCGUGUUUAGUGUUCGAUUAAGGCAGUUUUAUUUUGAAUUCAAACGGAAAAUUUUCAAGGAUAGUGAAGCGAGGAAUUGAAGGGCGAAAUGUUCCGAUGAGAGACACAACUGAAUUAAACCUACACACCAACAAUAACGGGCUAUUUAAAAUGUUAAUUAAUUUGUAGAGGAGAUAAUUAGCGAAAAAAAAAUAAAAAAAAAAUAAAAAAAUUGUGUGUAAAAUUUCGGUGUACUUUGUGCGAACAUAUUGCGAUCCAAGCACGAAGCGAAAAUUCGUUGAGCAUCAUUUACAUGAUGAGAUGUAAUAUAUUAGUUCAAAUGAAAAUCUGUGAUCGAUAAAUUUUAAUCAAUAUUUAACUCUCAUUUCACCUUUUCGAUUACGCAUACCAUCUCGUUCGUACCAACGUAUCAAAAGAACAAGAACAAGAAGAAGCAGAGGGAAAAAUAACAAAACCCAUAUAUAUAUAUGUAUGCAACAUCCUUGUAUAUAAAUACAAGCGUAUAGCACAUCCACUUGUUCUUGAUUAUAUUAUCCUGAAAAUAUUGUAUAUAAGGAGAAAGCUGAGGAGAGAACGAGAGUGAGAGUGACGGGGAAAUUGAAAAAUGAUGUGUUUUUAAAUACAAAUUAAACAAAUGCUCAGUUGCAAUUCCAAUCAGUUAAUCGCUUCGGACAAAAUAUGUAACCAAUAAGUUCACCAGUUCUCCGAAUUAACAGACCAAUCCUGAAUCCAAGUGUGUGUGUACUCAUGUGUGUGCGCGAAUACUAGUUGAACUAACGCAGGCCAAUCGAUAGGUCAACAAAAAAAGGAAUCACGAUUCGCUAAACAACAACAGCAGUAAUAGCACAAGUAACACUGUUAUCCUUUCGGUCGUCAUCGUCGUCCUGGCCCAUCGCAGCAUCCCGUCUCCGUCGCCGUAGUCCUUGCCAUCGGGAUAAAGUCUAUAUUAUGUAUUUAUUUUCAAAAGAAUUCCUCCACCAGUUGAUUUAAUUUCAUCAACUUCAAUAAAACUCAGCUAAAACAACAAAUAUGUUAAAUACGAAAAAGAAAAAAUAAAUGACAAUUCCAAAUAAAUUAUUAUUUUUCAGUUUAUUUUCCGUUGCCUUAUCGUUUCCUGUAUCAGUUGGAAAUAGUUUGGUUCAAACAUUUUAUUCACUUCCUCACAAAUAUCAACGCUAAUAAUGCUGACCUUAAAGCCGUUCUAAAUAAAACCACACGACAUGGAAAACUAAGAAAAGUAUUUUUGCGCAUACUUAAAGAGAAAAAUCUGAAAAGAAUAUUUUUUGAUUUUUUUUUUAAAUAAAUAAAAAAAAAACCCAAAUGAAGCAAACCAGCCUUCCGCUUAUCUCCAACACACUAUUAGAAGCCCAAAACUGAUGAGCUAACCAAAACCAAACCACAACCAAAAUCCAACAAACUAAAACCAUCUAAAUCUAAUAAUAAACGCAUUCAAUCUAAACUCGAACGCAAUGAAAUGAAAAGUUCGAACGAAAUAAUAAUAAAAUUAAUUAAAAUUGAAUUUAGCGAAUUUGAGUAGAAAGAAAAUUAAGGAAAACGAGAAAAAAAUUGAUAGAAAUAAACAAAAAAACAAUUUAAACAACUAUGGGAAAGAAUGUUUCGAUAAAAACGCAUCAAUUUAAAUCAAAUGGAAAAUGCUACUUGAAAAGAAUGCAGAAUUGGUGGUUUUUGAGUGAUAAGAAUUUAUAGUAGUCAUGGUUUAGCAUAAAACAAACAACACCCGUACGUGUGAACUUUUUCCGAAAUCAAAAAGACAAUAUCUUUCUCUUUUUUCGUUUUCUCAUCAACGAAUUUUUUCUUUACGAUUUUUCGUUUUAUUACUUUCAAUUCUUUUGCCACAUCAACGCGAAAAUAAUAAAAUAAAAAAAAAACCAAAAAUGUCCAUAAUUCCACACCUAAAAAUUGUUCAAACGCAAAAAGUUUAUAAAUCGAAUUAAGAAAAAAGGAGUGUCUAUUAAAGGAACAAUGCGAAAAUUGCAAAAUUUAAAAUAUCAGUUAAUCAGUGUGAUAAGGAAUCAAGGGAAAGAUUGAAAUUGAAAAACAUAGAAGGAAAUCAGCAAUAGGAGCGACAACAACACCACAUAUAUAUAUAUGCAACAGGGGAGGUGGACGAAGGGACAGAGUCAGCGACUGCGCUGGACAACCCGAGCCUGAGUCAAGCUAGCGUGCAAAGGUGAAGGAGGAGAUGGUCUAAAUGAGCUUUCUGCCAGGAGCAGCAUCCAUCUGACAGUAUCGAGUUGAAAUUCGUGCAAGGAUACAUCUCCUCUAAUGCCCAACACAAACAAAACUAAACGUAAUAUAUAUGUAUGUACAAUUGACUGAAUGUACGAGUACUUCAAGGACGAAUCAACAACAGCACAAACAACAACAAAAAUCAUAACGUAAAAUUUAUAGCUGUUGUGAACGUUUUGGCGUAGUAGUCGUCGUCAUCCUGUGGUUGUGUUAGUUGUCUUCAUACUCGGUAUAUUGUCGACACUGUCGUUGUGGUUGUCUGGUCCUUGUUGCCGUCGUUGGCAUAGGUGGAGAGGAGCAAAAACGAAAAGAAAUUACAACAUUCAUUCAUUUUCGAGCUAAACAGCAACAUCGUAAUAGAAUCUACGGAGCACGAUCUUUGCACCUACCCACACCGUCGCGCCAGGACCCACUUUCUCCGUGUCGCCCCAUCUGUCGCAUCGUAUCAAGUUAAUAUAAUACAACACACGAAAAAAAAAAACACACAACAAGGAUAUAGAAAUCACGAAAAAUAACGAAAAGAUAGCGAAGAUAUACACAAUAUACAAAACUGGCGACCGUCAUACGCCAGAAAACGUAUGGAAAUGGAAACUUAUCUGAUCACUUUGUUGAUAUUCCUGCUUGGUAUUAACGAAAGUACACAAGGUCCACAUGAAAAACGACUACUCAAUCAUCUUCUUGCAACAUACAACACACUCGAAAGGCCUGUAGCAAACGAAUCUGAACCACUUGAGGUAAAAUUCGGACUAACAUUACAGCAAAUUAUUGACGUGGAUGAAAAGAAUCAGAUUCUGACCACAAACGCGUGGUUAAAUUUGGAAUGGAAUGACUACAAUUUACGAUGGAACGACUCAGAAUACGGUGGAGUUAAGGAUUUACGAAUAACGCCAAACAAACUGUGGAAACCCGAUGUUCUUAUGUAUAAUAGUGCGGAUGAGGGAUUCGAUGGCACGUACCACACAAAUAUUGUGGUCAAACAUAACGGCAGUUGUCUGUACGUGCCCCCUGGUAUCUUCAAGAGCACAUGCAAGAUAGACAUCACGUGGUUCCCAUUUGAUGACCAACACUGUGAUAUGAAAUUUGGUAGUUGGACGUACGACGGAAAUCAGCUGGAUUUGGUAUUAAAUUCAGAAGAAGGAGGCGAUCUUUCCGAUUUUAUUACAAAUGGCGAGUGGUAUCUAAUUGGUAUGCCCGGAACAAAAAACACCAUUACAUACCAAUGCUGCCCCGAACCGUACGUCGAUAUUACGUUCACUAUCAAAAUUCGACGAAGGACUUUAUACUAUUUUUUUAAUUUAAUUGUACCAUGCGUUUUAAUUUCAUCGAUGGCGCUAUUAGGAUUUACUCUUCCACCCGACUCAGGAGAGAAACUUACUUUAGGAGUAACUAUUCUUCUAUCAUUAACAGUUUUCCUUAAUCUUGUUGCUGAAUCAAUGCCGACAACGUCGGAUGCUGUUCCUCUUAUAGGAGUAACAAUUCUUCUGUCGCUCACUGUGUUUCUCAACCUCGUAGCUGAAACAUUGCCCCAAGUAUCUGAUGCAAUCCCCUUGUUAGGUACAUAUUUCAAUUGCAUUAUGUUUAUGGUGGCCUCAUCAGUUGUGCUGACUGUAGUUGUAUUAAAUUAUCAUCAUCGAACCGCCGAUAUUCAUGAGAUGCCUCCUUGGAUUAAAUCAGUAUUUCUCCAAUGGCUUCCAUGGAUUUUGCGUAUGGGACGACCCGGUAAAAAAAUCACUAGGAAAACUAUUUUAUUAAGCAAUCGAAUGAAAGAAUUAGAAUUAAAAGAGCGUUCAUCGAAAUCAUUACUAGCCAAUGUUCUUGAUAUUGACGAUGAUUUUCGUCAUCCAAUAUCUGGAUCGCAGACUGCCAUAGGAUCAUCCGCCAGUUUUGGUCGUGCCACAACUGUCGAAGAACAUCACAACUCAAUGGGUUGUAAUCAUAAGGAUUUGCAUUUAAUUCUUAAAGAAUUGCAAUUUAUCACAGCACGUAUGCGAAAAUCAGACGAAGAAGCUGAAAUUAUCAGUGAUUGGAAAUUUGCAGCAAUGGUUGUGGAUAGAUUUUGUUUAAUCGUCUUUACUCUUUUUACUAUAAUAGCAACAGUAACUGUUUUAUUAUCAGCUCCACAUAUAAUUGUGCAAUAGGGAAUAAAGAAACAACAACAAGUGCUACCUAAUAAUCAAAUGUUUUGAUGCACACUAUAUUUCAAAAUGAACUCGCAAUACUUUUAAACCGAACAAAAAGACUCUAUAAGGAAUUUCGACUCUAAACAACUGAAUCUCUGAUACUGGAAUUACAAAAAAAAAAGGCAAAAAAACACAAAGAAAAAAUUUAUAGGAUUAUUAAAAAUUACACAAACAAAUUGAUAUCGGAAUAAAGGAAAUGAAUCUAUAUUACUAAAAUAGAAAAGGUAAAAUUAAUAAAAGUAAUAAAUCUAAAACUGCCAUAAAUUGUAAUUUUAAAUGACAUGGCGAUUUCAAAGGUGUCGUUUUUUUUAAAUAAGCAUUUUUUAAAACAGAAUAAAUUUAAAAAAGACACACAUGGAUUGUUCCUAAAUUGAAUAAAAAAAGGAGUAAUUAUAUACCAAAGAUUUACUAAAAAUAGAAAAAACAUUCGAAUAUAUUAUGGCUACAGUUUGCAAUCAUGUGCAUAAAUAAUUACAAACUCAAUAGGAAAAAAGAAAAUUAAUAGCAGGAACAAGGAAUAUAAAAUUAUAAAGCAGUUUGAAAUAAGAAAAAAGUACACACAAUGAAAGAUAUUUUUAUGACUCUGUUUUUAAAACCGCCACCAUUACACCACUAUGAAAUUUGUAUUCAAUCCUUUUUGAAAUAAUCCGACCCCACAGAAAACAACCUUGCAGCCGUUUACUGAUAUGUAGAGAGUAUAUAUAACAAUAUUUACUAAUAGUAGACACAACAAUAUAUAUAAAAAAAAUCUAAAUUUCUAAAGGUUUCCGUUUCACAAAAGAAAAUAUACAAAUAUACAGAUUUCAAUUAUUUUUUUGGCUAUGCAAUUUAUUUCUUCUUCACACCUUUUUGAGAAAUGAAGAGAGAACAACACAUAAAUAAAAGUUCAAUAUUACACAAAUAAGUGACACAUACACACCAUACAACACACAAAGUUCUUACUACCACCAUUGCAACUACUAUGAAAUAUACACAUAUAAACGCAUAGAUGUGUACAAAACAUAAUUUUUCUACACAAAUUUCAGAUGUGCAGACAUUACAUAAAAUAAAAAUUUCAUAAUAAUAAAAUUUUAUUAUUAUAAUAUAAUAAAUGAAAAAUAUGAACUAAAUGAAUUAUUUUAAAAGAAAAUUACCUUGAAAUCAUCUAUAUGUAGAUGGGAAUUAUAUAAAUAAAGAAUCUAUAAAGAAGAUAUAUAUUAAUAAUAUAUUAAUGAAAUGAAAUUUAACGUAUAUGUUUAAAAUAUACGGAAAAACCAAAUUUCGAAAAAAAAAAAAUAUUAAUAGAAAAUCAGUUUAAAGUGAAAAUGAUAAUUAUUGAUAAUUUUUAAAAAAUAACAAUACUAUCAUCUUACGGCAACCUGAAAAAAAAAUAAUAAAAAAAAAACGCACACUUUCAAAAAACCAACCAAAUAAAAGUAAUUCGAAUGAAAACAUGCAAGAGAAUAUGUUCAAAAUUACAUACUACGUUAAUUCAUACAGUUCUACUGUAUGAAUUGAACUGAUUCGAUCGUAAUCGGAUGAUUUUCAUGAAUAAAAAUAGUAGGUAUACCUAACUGAGAAUGUCUAGUCUAUCUUCGUAAUAUAUUUAUGUAUCACUUUUUACACAAUUUCACACCAUAUAGAAUUUAAAAAUAAAUUUUAUUAAUUGUUUUUCAAUUAUCAAUGUAUUUUAUGAGAGAAUCAACAAUUGUUGUUAAAGUUUCUAUUUAUUACUUUAAUUGUUUUGUUUAAUUAAUUUUCAAUGUAAAACGUUCGAAUUUAUAUGUAGUUUUUCAGUAUGGUAAGCAAAUAAACUAAAUUUAUUAUAAAUUCAACUACAAUUGUCCAUUGAAACGGAGAAAUUAUGUCUACAUUCAAUAUCAGCCCUGAAGUGAUAAAUAUUUCUGAAAGUAAUUGGCAUUUCGUAAUAUUAUUUGCUAUGCUAGACUCACCAUUUCUCUUUUGAAAUAUGGUUUCCAUUAUGCCCAGCUUUAAAAAAAAAAUUCGUAUAACAUAAGCUAUUCUAGAUACUUUUUCCUGUUGAGACGAAAUGUUCAGGCCUUCAUUCCCAAAUCAAUUCUCAUUCUCAGUCCAAUACUUGGCGAAACACCUAAAACAUACCAUGAAUUUACCAAAACUCCAACUAAUCCAUUGAAAUUGGCUACUAAUUUACUCCAAAAUCUUAUUUAUAUUUCUAAUUCAUUCUCUUAAUAUAUACAUACAUACUUUCGCCCGUAAUUCUCUUCGGGAGAUAGCAAUUAAUAAGUUGGUAAAAUUGACGUUCCAUGGUAGUUACCAAAAGAUCCUAUAUGAAUUUUUGUUAACUUCUCAUUUACCCUUCUACCCGUGAUGAGGAGUGAAAAGAUUCCUAGUUAAAAAUCUCGUUUGAGUCUCUUCAACAAUCUUCUGCAUCGAUAACACACACUAUCCAAUUUCCUCCACUUUCUAUAUUACAUUUACAAAAUGAAUAUGUGUUCAAAAGGUGUCAUAAAAAUAUAUAUUUAUAAAUGAUAGAUAACCUAUAUGAACUGAUGCUAGACCUCAAAAUUCAGCUCAGUCUGCAAACCAAAUAUAAAUAUAAUCACUCUCCGAAAUAAUAAAAACAAAUGAAUUUGGACAUAAAUUAAUUGUUAUUUAUUUGUUAAAUGAAAUAACCAGAUUAUUUUAGUAAAUAAAUUCAUAAUAUAUUAGCGUUUUUAUAUAAAAGAAGAAAUAAAUUAUAUAAACAACUACAAAAAAUCAUGCAUUGACUCACUACAUAGAUAAUGAUAAUUAUUGUAGUUAAAAUAGGUUAGAAUCAGUUUAAGAUAGGAAUUAUUUAUAAUAAACCAAUUAAAAAUGAAAUAUAUAUUUAAAAUGAAUUUUAAAUUAAAAUACCAAAAAAAACUUAAAUGAAAAAACGUCGAAAAGACGAUGGUAUAUAUUGAAAAUAUCUAAGCAAAAAUGAGGAUCAGAUAAUUCUCCAAAAAUGCAAAAACUCAUUAUGUGUAAAUUAUUAUUAGGUUUUCAGUUUAUAUUUAAUAAAAUAAUAAAUCAAUGCAGGUCUGUUGUCGGUAUGCGUUACAAACAGACAACGUUUCGUCACAUUGACGAAUAAUUUAUAUAUGAUGAAAUCGUUUUUGAUUGAUGAAUACCCCCUCUAAAAAAAUUAUUAUUACAAAAGACACAUGAAAAACCUACGAAACUCUUGUAUGGUUAAUUGAAUAGAAGGGAAGAAGAUUAAAUAAAUUAUUAUAUAAUUCAAUGCAUAAUUAGAUUAUAAUUUGUUUUACUUAUAUACAAUAAGAAAAGGAAAACCAAGACAAAUGUGAAAUUAUUAUUAAUGGUAUUUCUCAACAAAUUCUUGUUAUAGAAUAACAAAAAAAAAAUUAAAAAAAAAAAAAAUACAAAACCUAUUUAUAAAUUUUAAUAGAAAAAAAUUGUUCAUAUCGUAUGAACCUUAUAUAUAUUAUAUUCAAGAGACAUGAAUCAUUGUUAUGUAUAAACACACAAAACAAGAGAAAAUCAAUUCGUAAAUAACCUUUUGUUACUCAAAUUACAAUCGUUCGUCUAAUUUUUGUUUUGCCGUUUUUGUCUUUAUAUUAUAUUUUAUACAAAUGAAAUAUGUAAUUAAUUUUUCUAAUUGCACGUUUUUUAAUGAAAUGAUGAGAAGAAAUACAUAUAUAGAAUCAUUUUUGUAUCGAAAAAUAUAUUUAAAUGAAGAAAAAAAAAACGAAAAAAAAAAAUAUAAUAAAUUAAAAUAAAGAAAGGAGAAUUAUAUUUAGAAUAUUUGCUUAGCAAAUAUUUUAAAAAUUCAAAAAGUGAGAAGAAGAUACGUUAGUACUAAAAUAAUGAAAAGCAGAAAUUCAGAUCCAUACGACCGAAGGAAUGUUCAAAAUAUGAAAAAAAAAAAACAAAAUGAAAACUCUCUCACACUCACACAUAAUUAAUGAAAAAGAAAUCACAUGAAAACUGAAAAAAAAAAAGAUUUUGCUGGAAUUGAUAUAGCAUGUACUCAAUUAUACUAAUAAAAGACAUACUCAAAGAUCAUUUGUGAAACACAAAGAAAAAGUGAAGAGGAAAAUAUACAAUGUAAUGUUAUUAA
Hermetia illucens (black soldier fly) is the source of this 8677-nucleotide messenger RNA. RefSeq names its product neuronal acetylcholine receptor subunit alpha-7 (gene nAChRalpha6). Lineage: Eukaryota; Metazoa; Arthropoda; Insecta; Diptera; Stratiomyidae. Bases 3013 to 4572 code for a protein of 519 amino acids. Gene Ontology annotation, cellular component: postsynaptic membrane; neuron projection; synapse. The transcript is spliced from 14 exons. Gene Ontology annotation, biological process: signal transduction; nervous system process; chemical synaptic transmission. The record is from RefSeq and is a predicted model, not a curated record. Gene Ontology annotation, molecular function: acetylcholine-gated monoatomic cation-selective channel activity; transmembrane signaling receptor activity.